Rhipicephalus microplus (southern cattle tick) is the source of this 3999-nucleotide messenger RNA. RefSeq lists its product as uncharacterized. Gene Ontology annotation, molecular function: RNA binding; metal ion binding. Lineage: Eukaryota; Metazoa; Arthropoda; Arachnida; Ixodida; Ixodidae. The record is from RefSeq and is a predicted model, not a curated record. Gene Ontology annotation, cellular component: precatalytic spliceosome.
AUCUGGUCAGGUCAUGUCAGGAGUGCAGUAGGUUGUGUUACAGCAUUGUAAUGGCUGUCUUCUGGUUGUUGUGUUCGGGUGUCGAGAGCUGAGCAACGUUAGUAGUUUUCUAUUAUUUUAUGCGCGCUGCUCGUUGUCCAUUCAGUUUUGCUUGAUCUGUGGUAAGACACUGAGCGUUGAGUUUGUUUUGUUCAAUGUGCCCGGUUCGUAGUUUUUGUGAACCUAGUGCGACCGGCUCGUUCAACUUGCCAUCAUGUUAGGCCUAGGCGCGGUGAAGUGCGCCCGCCUGUGCGAGCUGAGCUUUCCGCAAGAAAUCAAACGUGGGCUUGCCUUGCGAACUUGUCGUUAAGGGAGGCGAAAUCGCACUGUAGUUCGCACAUGCUUUACACGCGCAUCCAACAAAGGGGUUCUAUUCCCCACAUGCACCCAGAAAGACCCAUUGCCUCUUCAGUGUGCCAGGGCCUGUUUGGUUAUUUCCCCAGUAAAGGCGUGAAGCACCUGGAGGCACAGAUCAAACACUCGGGCUAUUUGCUUGGAUGCCAAAUAACAGCAAGGUUGAAGAGGAUAGUGAGGCCACCGUAGGGUUUGAGUGCCCUUGAGCAAGUGGAAGUAGUAUGGCAUCCGCUGAGGAGCACCAGGAACUUGCAGUUGGCAGCAGUGGUGCAAGUGAUUGUGAGUGCUCUGCUACUGGCAGCUUAGCUGGACCACUGUCACCUGAAGCACCAGGGAGUGCGCUUGAAGAGGGGGAAGUGGUGGCUGAGAGAAAGAGCAAGGAAGCAGCAGUGCAGGAAGUUGAACCUGUUACUGUUGCACCAAUCCACUCUCCUGGGGGCUGCAAUGAGGGGGUCGUUGAGAGUGAGGAAGAGGGCGCUGUUCAUAGCCCAGAGCCUGCAUCACAACAGCACUUAACCGAGAACAUCAGUACGGAUGCCGCGGAGGCAGCCCCUGCUGUGCCCAUGGCAAAGAAGUGCCUCAACAGCCGCUCUAUGGAGCCCCUGGAAGGAGAACUGGACUUUGAGGAUGAUGCUCCACCGGAGUCACCUAGCGGAACCUCACUUGACAAAGCGCCAAGCAAAGAGAACAAGGGUGGCAAAACAAAAGCAGACUUAGAAGAGGGAGAGGCUGAAGAUGAUGACGAAGUGUCUGAUGUCAGUGGUACAGAGCUGACGGUGCAGGAUGAUGACUUGGAAGAAGGUGAACUACCCGAGGGUGCUGGUGGAGGUACCGGAGCUACACGUAAGGCUGCCCAAGCGCCGCGCCCUAUCUGUCGAUUUUUCAACAAGGGACAGUGUACGUGGGGUUCUUCCUGUCGAUUCAUUCAUCCAGGCAUAAAUGACAGGGGCAACUACAACAUGUUUGCCACCGUUCCCAAGCCGCCUCUCCACCACAAUACCCCGCCACUUGGAGGACCAGCAGCAGUGAUGCGUGGUGGAGCGCCACCGCCAGAGUUUCUUGGGCCCCCAAUGCCACCGCUGCCACAACCACCAGAAGAAAUGAUGCUGCCACCAGUAGAGUCUGCAUGGGAGCGAGGUCUCCGUCAUGCUAAAGAACUUAUGAAGCGUGCUUCCCGUCGUAAAGAGCAGGAGCCUGACUUUGAGGAGAAGCGGCUCAACAUAGUACCUCCACAUCAUGAUCGGACCCCGCUACAAUCUGAGGUUGACAAAGAAAAUGACUUCUAUGGGGCAAGUGCGCCUCCAACUUCUCGGGGCAUGAGUCCUCCUUAUGUGCGGCCUUCAAUGCCACCACCUUCUUCUCACCACCUUUCCAGAGGUGGGCGGAAAAGUGAUAGCCGCAGGGAUGAUUUCUAUGGCUUCGAUGAGCCAGACCCUCUUGAGCAUUCUGAGCGAGAGUCCAGAGAUAAUUGGCAUGGUGGACGCUACGAUAACUUUGAAGUGCGCUGGAGCAAUCGGCAGGAGUAUGACCACAGGGAUCGAAGGGAAAAGGACCGAAGACCUGGUCGGAGUUAUGAUAGAGAAAAAGGUAGCUAUUCUCAUAGCACUCGAUCUGAUCGACCACAUGGCGGUGGCUCUGAAAGGGAACCACGCUGGAGGGAGCACCGCUUCCAAGUCGCCCCACCUCCAGCUUCAAAUCGUUCACGACCUGAUGAAUGGCGAGAUCCAUGGAGGAGGUCAAAGACUCCAAAAGGUCGAAGGAGUAGAUCCAAAGGUCGUAAUCGGAGGUCCUUUUCAAACUGUUCCUCCCGAUCACAUUCAUCCCGGUCAUCAAGGACAUCUGACAGUCGCUCUCGCAGCUCUUCUUCUCGAAGCUCUUACACCAGUUAUGACAGCCGUUCCAGGUCCCGGUCACCUGCCCGUGCUGCUGCUUCAGCUGGAAGGCCACGUGGCAAUCGGCCCCCAUCAAAGGGACCACUCAUCCAAGGGCCAGGCAAGCAGGGUGGUGGUGCAAGCGGUGGAACCAGUGGUGGCACAGGUGGUGCAAAAUCUCCUAUACUGGAUCGUCGAAAACAGCACAAUCCCUCACCUCCUCCUAGCACUACUCCCUUAAGUCCAUCCCGCAAGUCCCGGAAGAAAGCACCCAGCCCUCCACAAAGCAAGCAGAAGAAGUCACGAAGUGGCAGCUUCUCUGCCAGUUCCUCACGAUCCCGCAGUCGGAAAACAAUUUUAUCUAAGGGAGGGAGACUUGAAACAAAGAAACGUUUCAUGGCCACGUCAAGCUCAUCUCGCACACCAUCACGUUCACGGUCUCGAAGCUACACCCGCAGUCCCAGCUUGAACAGUGUUUCUUCAACUUCGAGUUCAGCCAGCUGCCGUAAGUUCCGCAGUUCAUCGCGCAGUGGUGCUGGCAUUCCCCCUUCUAGGAACCCAUCGCCACCAAAGAAAGUGUCUGAGGGAUCCAAAAAACGAAUCGAGAAAGACUUGCUGACCAAGGGCACCCCUCCUGCUAAAAAAGAGAUGCCACCGGCACCUCCAACGUCUAUGGAAUUUGGUCAAAGCGGCCUGAUUCUUCGUUGCCGGGAGCCACUGCCUCCUCCUCCUCUGAAUCUUGGUGGCUUUGAGGACGACGCGGCUCAGCGGCAGGCCCGCGAAGCCGCAUUACGCCAGCAGGGUGUCUCACCGAAGCCUCAGAUAAAGCUUACCCUCAUUAAAAAGUCACUUCCAUUGGCGGCGUUAUGCAAAAAGGAGGAGCCAGCUGUUAAAAACAACGAAGACAAAGGUGCCAAGAAACGUCCAGCCUCUCCAAAGUUGGCCUCAUCACCCUCUCCUCCACCCACUGGUCGUAAAUCAACCACUUUGAGGCGUGAGGAAUUAUUGAAGCAGCUGAAGGCAGUUGAAGAUGCCAUCGCCCGCAAGCGAGCCAAAUUUAGCUAGCCUUCUGCAGCUUCUCCCAUCAAAUCACCAUUGCUUUCCCACUUUGAGUAAUCCUAUGUAAAUAAAAUCGAGCAUCUGUUGAAAUGUGAAAAUAUAGCAGUGCUCCCGUUCUUUUUGCUGCGCACACUUCGAUGCUUAAUGAUACUGUGACAUCCAAAAUAUGAGAAAAGAAUUAAACGUUAGAACAGCCUUUGUGAGGACAGGCUCCCUGUUUACCAUGUGUAGCUGGCUCUAUAACAGGGUUUAGGACACUUCAUGGUGUGUAUGCCCUUAUAUGUAGUGUUUGCACUUAGAGUAGACUUUCAUUAAACGAAAUCUGAAGGGACCAGUAAAAUGUGUUCCAUUUACUGAGAGAUGAAUACCGUUUACUGAGAGAUGAACGGGGGCGCACAAUGUGAGAACAAAGCCAAUCUUGUCAGAAUCAUUUCCAUUUAAGCAGCAGUUCUGUUACAAUUUUCGUUUGCUGAAAGUCUACUGCACUUGCAAACAGUGCUGUUUGCAAAUGCAAGAAUCUGUGCAGGGUUAUUUUUCAAAGUAAACAUGAAUACAACUAUGGACAGCAUCAAUGGUUGCAGUGGUAGGAAUGCUGAAACAAUUGCUCCAAACUGCUGCAUUUCAUUAACACUGUUGGAUCAUGCUGUAAAUAAACAAAAUUGUUUAUUGCUUUUCA